AUGGGCAUCCCAGGAGUCCUCAUGCGCCUUUCUGAAGGCACCUCUUCUACCGUGCUUCCUCUUCCCGGCAUCGCGGCUAUCUACACGCUUAGGGCAGACGACAACGAGAAGCCCAUAGCCAAUACAGUUUACUUUCUCAAUGAUAUCUCACCACUUCUUUCCUCCAGAGAUCAGUACGAUGCCGACUCGGAUAAACACAGUGACGUGUCUUGGAUCAUAUGCUCUUUCAUCAACGGGAGAGAUGCCCCAGGAGAUGAGGAGCCGCAGAUAGAACCACACAAACUGCCAGUACCCGCUGCCCAAGGAUCUGUUCUAGUUGUCAAUGGGUCAACUCCACAAUCAGACAAGGAAGCCGACUAUCAUGCAUGGUACGACCAGGAGCACGGGGGAAAAUUGACACGAGUGCCAGGCUGGACUGCAGCAAGGCGAUACGCGCUCGUCAAGUCCUACGGCCCUUCCCAGACAGCUAGUUUCUAUGGUUUCAACUUCUACAAGGAGGAAAACGGGCUGGGUGGGCCAGAAUGGCAGGCUGGUGUGACCGACUGGACAUUACGCAUCAGGAGCAAUGCGGCUAAACCGAAUAUUCGGAGAGUGUGGGAAAUAGUGGCGACCCAGUGA
This is a messenger RNA of Talaromyces proteolyticus, 618 nucleotides long. RefSeq lists its product as uncharacterized. Lineage: Eukaryota; Fungi; Ascomycota; Eurotiomycetes; Eurotiales; Trichocomaceae. The coding region runs from base 1 to 618 and encodes 205 amino acids. The record is from RefSeq and is a predicted model, not a curated record. The transcript has a single exon.